Molecule: messenger RNA, 5994 nt
Organism: Salvelinus fontinalis (brook trout)
Lineage: Eukaryota; Metazoa; Chordata; Actinopteri; Salmoniformes; Salmonidae
Gene: adarb2
Product: adenosine deaminase RNA specific B2 (inactive)
Biological process (GO): adenosine to inosine editing; RNA processing
Cellular component (GO): cytoplasm; nucleolus
Molecular function (GO): double-stranded RNA adenosine deaminase activity; tRNA-specific adenosine deaminase activity; double-stranded RNA binding
Source: RefSeq, a predicted model, not a curated record
GCUGGCAAAAUUCGCAGAGGUGCAGAAAACUAGACGUCGCUUUACACACAACCUGCGCGAGGGGAGGCGGCAUCACACCAGUGUGAGCUCUCGCGCAGUCCAGAAAAUACAACCGUCGCUCUCGAGACAGAGGUUUGCAGGAGUUGGAGGAGUAAUUGUGCUCACAGAGCUCUAGCAGCGAGACGCACGCACUCCCUGGUAAGAAGAGUUCGGCAAGGGAAUAAAGAGAAGUCUGAAAUCAUCCACACCGUCACCAAGGACUGUUUUAUAUGACGAACUGCUAAGAAGAAGCAGAACAAGUUAUUUCGCGCGUUUCUCCACUGUCACUACAUGGCAUCAGUUCUUGAAAACAACACCCGCACCUCGGGAACUCCGAGCAGUCAAGUCAAAUGCAAGUUCAAAAGGAGGAGGAGAAGAAGGUCAAAGAGAAAAGAGAAAGUCAGCAUGCUCUCUGCAUUGAUCGCUCCCUUCAAGUACAUGAGCCCUGGGACCACCAGCACAGAGGAUGAGGACACUUUAAGCACCAGUAGUACUGAGGUCAAAGAGAACCGAAAUAUUGGUAACCUAGAGGACUGCUGUUCUAUUGUCCCCGGCGACCGCCAAUCACUGUUCAAAUCGGACACAUCUAGAGGUGGGACUUCCGGUCUGAAGAGGAAGCGGCCGUUGGAGGAGGACAAUAACGGACACCUGUGCAAACUCCGUCUGAUCUACAAGAAACUGUUGUGGUCGGACUCACCAAAGAAUGCCCUGGUGCAGCUGAAUGAGCUGAGGCCAGGCCUCCAGUACCGCAUGGUAUCCCAGACCGGCCCGGUCCACGCACCCCUGUUCUCAAUCGCCGUAGAGGUGAAUGGCCUCACCUUCGAGGGCACGGGCCCCACCAAGAAGAAAGCUAAGAUGAGGGCGGCCGAGCUGGCCCUCAAGUCCUUCAUUCAGUUCCCCAACGCUCCUCAGGCUCACCUGGCCAUGGGUAACCAUGGCAACCCCUCUGCAGACUUUACCUCGGACCAGGCGGCAGACUUCCCAGACACUCUGUUCAAGGAGUUUGAGCCGUCGUCAUGUGGUGGCGUAGUCGGCGACAGCUUCUCCCUCUACCGGUCGGCGUCGGAGAAGAGCGAGCUGCGCCUCUCCAGCGCCCUCCGGCACGGCCGAUUACUUCGCCACACGUUGGACCUAAUGGUGCAGGCCAAGCAGCGGCUGGCAGGGGUCCCUGUGACCAUCCCCGCCGAGGCCCCCAAGACCCCUGUGGUGCUGCUCAACGAGCUGCGUCCAGGCCUGAGGUACGUGUGCCUGUCCGAGAGGACAGAGGGGCGGCGGGCGCGGAGCUUCAUCAUGGCAGUCCGUGUGGACGGGAGGAUAUUCGAGGGCUCUGGACGCAGCAAGAAGCUGGCCAAGACCCAGGCGGCCCAGUGCGCUUUGCAGGCGCUCUUCAACAUCAGGCUGGCUCCUGAGGGGAGAGGAGGCCUUAAACCCAGCAGGAAUAGAUGCCCUCAUUUGCCCCAGAUGGAACGUCCUGGGACUGCAGGGGGCAUUGUUGAGUCACUUUGUGGAGCCGGUGUACCUCCACAGUCUGACGGUGGGCAGUCUCAGACACCCGGGUCACUUCAACAGGGUGAUGAGUCAGAGACUGGAGUGCCUCGGACCGCUGCCCGCAACUUACAGACGCAACCAGCCUCUUCUUAGUGGUCUGAGUGUCAGUGGUGAGUGUCGUCAGCCGGGGAAGUCUCUGUGUGUCAGUGUGAACUGGACUUGUGGAGACGGUCAGCUGGAGGUGGUCAACGCGGCUACGGGACGGAAGAGGGACUCUGGGACGCCAUCAAGGCUCUGCAAGCACGCUCUGUUCACCCGCUGGGCAAGGCUGUACCGCAAGUUGAGUAUCCAUGCUUCCGGGCCCGUGGACCAGCCACUGAUGUACUGUGAGGCCAAGAUGGCUGCCGGCUCUUACCAGACUGCCAAACAGCAGUGGCUCAGAUCGCUACAGGAGACAGGCCUGGGAACCUGGGUGAAGAAACCUCCAGAGCAGGAGAGCUUCCUGCUACAGGACUAAGACAUUUCACUCCAUUCCAGCCAUUUUUAUGCACACGCACACCAGCUUCCUGUGGUGUGCGUGUCCGUGUUCAUCCGUCCGUUUGCGUGCGUGUCUGUAGAAGGAGCAUGUGGCAGUUGGCUUUAUUGUUGUCCGCUGACUUUGGUUUGCUCUACAAGCCUCCAUCUCCUCCUCGGCAAAAGCCACCAUUGAUGUCGGUCGUUCAAGUUCCACCCCAAAAAUAAAAAAUGAAAACGUGAAUGAAAGAAAGUGGGUUUGAUCGGACCUCUCCUUCAUUAUCCCGCUGGUCCCUGGUUGUCAUGUCAAAGCCGGGGAGAAGGCAGGAAAGAAGGCAGGGUAACCUUGGUCAAUGUGAAAGGCAGCCGCUAUCUUGUCAUCAGCCAUUUGGGGGCGGCGGUGCGCCUGCAGAGCUCCAGCGGGAUGGGGGACAGGGCCAGCCAAUUACAGAGCCUGUCAUUGUGACGUGUGAUGGACAGAGAGAUGGAGAAAGAGAAAAGGACCACAAAGAACCAGAUAGACAACUCACCGUUACACACACACACCCGCUUGCCACAGGCCCAGUUCACAUAUAUCUCACCUAUCUCUCUCCCUUUUCACAGCAUCUCUUUGUCUGUCCAUCUCCUCCUUUUUCUCUAUCACUUCAUCUUUCGACCCCCUUUCUAUCCCUCUGUUCCUCUCUGCCAUCUUCAACCCCCUCUCCUUCACCGAUCUCAUUCUCUCCUCCUCUCUCCCCUCUCUCUCGCCUCCUCUCCACCUCUCUCCGCUCGCUUCUGACUCUAACACAAGUCACGAAGCUAGAGGUUCUGACGUGGCCACGACAGGUUAAUUCCACCUGCUCUUAGUUGCACAAAGGGAAUAGAGGAGAAUGGAGGUGAUAGCAACAUAACUGCUGCCAUUAGGCCACACUGGGGUUCCCCUUUCAGAUAGAACACCACAGCCAUCUUAGCUUCUUUAAUACCUGUCAUUAACGCUCUGAGUUGAUUUCACCUUUUUACCUUUGUAGUCAGGUCUCUCGCUGUAAUUGGAAUGGCACAGUUUCCCCCCUUUUUUUACCACUGACAGGUUGAUGAUAAAGGGGGGUUGAUUAACGCACAAUAGAGCAGUCGUGAGCCUGACUUGUUAGCUGCGCUCACUUUGAGCUGGUGGAAAAGGGUUGUGACCAACCUGCUACAGUGGUUUGGUUGACGAGCGAUUACCUGCAAUGAUGGGAAGGACUCAGAAUGGACUGACAUUCAGUCGUCACUGGGAGAAAAACAAUAAAUACAACCCUACUUAACAAAAUGCAUUUUGGUGUUUAGUUGCGGAGUCAUUAACUCUCUAUUGGCCCAACUCUAUAGCCCAGGUGCUGGGUGGUAGCGAGGGACCGUUCUCUUCUUUGUUUCACAUCCUCACUACUCCCCAAGCCAGUCUGUAAAGGUUCUAGAACGCUAGAACACACUACACGCUAUCAAAUGUCACCUGUAAAACACUGACUUCUCAACCCUGGCCAUGUUUGUCCACGUUGGCCCCCUUACUUUAUGUUUGUGUUCAUUUCAAAUGUCCUAUUUUCACCCCCCGUUUAAUCUUGAAAAUAUGCUUUAUUUUAGUAUUACAAGGUUUUGUUUUUACAUGUGUGAUGUUCCAAUGUAGGAAUAAGUUAACGUUAUAUGCAUACAUUAUCGUCAUGUUGUUUAAAUCCUCCCACCUUACUCUGACACUUUCCUUGGAGUUCACGAAGAGAACAGUCCAGGCAAUUAUAUUAAACACAGUAACAGUGUCACCUAGUGGUCAUAGUUCUUAUGUGUCAGUGUUGUUACUUGUCCAUCACUCUCCUCUGCCUCAGAUCCCAUUUUGGUAGUGUGUAAGGUCCACCGGGCAGGUAGACUGUAGGAAAUAGUGUCACAGUCAUUUCUCUGAUAUAGUGUUCCAACGGACAAGAAUGUGGAACAUCAUUAUCAUCAAAGUGGGAUAUCGUUUUUUCAAUUGGAAAAGUUCCAGAAUAGCAGGAGUAGGUCUUUAAGUUUUUCUAAAAUCCUCCCCGUUAGUUGAGUAGAGAUCCAGUGAAGGUUGUUGUCUUUUAUAAAGAGAACCCACCCCCUUGUCAAGGCUAGUAUGACCCCAAUCACAGAUCACUAGAUGCAUGUCAUACAUACAUAAACACAGUGCACAUCAGGGUUGGGGUAAAUUCCAUUUAAAUGCAUUGUCUGAAUUGAAAUGGAAUUGACCCUAACCCUGGUACACAAAGGACAUUAUGUGGAGUGAUAAUGAACCAAGAAUAAACUCAAACUCUUGUCAUCUUCAUACACAUACAUGUGUUGUAAAGAAUAAUCUAACUAGUUUUCCCUCUGAAGGUUCAUCUUGUACAUAUUUCUCUUUUAUUUUCUAAUUCGCUCUAUUAUUAAAUGUAGAGGCACAUUCUGUUGGAAGCUUGUGGUAUGUUUUACCAGUUAUUUUUCAUAGUCAUUCAAUUAGUCAAACAUACACUAUUUAUACAAAAGUAUGUGGACACCCCUUCAAAUUAGUGGAUUUGGAUAUUUCAGCCACACCUGUUACCGACAGGUGUAAGAAAUCGAGCACAAAGCCAUGCAAUCUCCAUAGACAAACAUUAGCAGUAGAAUAGCCUUACUGAAGAGCUCAGUGACUUCCAAUCACCAUCAUAGGGUGCCACCUUUCCAACAAGUCAGUUCGUCAAAUUUCUGCCCUGCUAGAGCUACCCGGUCAACUGUACGUGCUGUUAUUGUGAAGUGGAAACAUCUAGGUGCAACAACGGCUCAGCGGUGAAGUAGUAGGCCACACAAGCUCAAGGAACGGGACCGCCGAGUGCUGAUGCGUGUAGCGUGGUAAAAAUCAUCUGUCCUCAGUUGUAACACUCACUACCGAGUUCCAAACUGCCUCUGGAAGCAACAUCAGCACAAUAACUGUUCAUUGGGAGCCUCAUGAAAUGGGUUUCCAUGGCCGAGCAGCUGCACACAAGCCUAAGAUCACCAUGCGCAAUGCCAAGCGUCAGCUGGAGUGGUGUAAAGCUCAACGCCAUCGUACUCUGGAGCAGUGGAAGCACGUUCUCUGGAGUGAUGAAUCCCGCUUCACCAUCUGGCAGUCCAACAGAUGAAUCUGGGUUUGGCAGAUGCCAGGAGAACGCUACAUGCCCCAAUGCAUAGUGCCAACUGUAAAGUUUGGUGGAUGAGGAAUAAUGGUUCGGGCUAGGCCCCUUAGUUACAGUGAAGGGGAAUCUUAACGCUACAGCAUACAAUGACAUUCUAAAUGAUUCUGUGUUUCGAACUUUGGGGCAACAGUUUGGGGAAGGCCCUUUCCUGUUUCAUCAUGACAAUGCCCCCAUGCACAAAGUGAGGUCCAUACAGAAAUGGCUUGUCGAAUUUGGUGUGGAAGAACUUGACUGGCCUGCACAGAGCACUGACCUUAACCCCAUUGAACACCUUUUGGAUGAAUUGGAAUGCCGACUGCGAGCCAGGCCUAAUUGUCCAACCUUACUAAUGCUCGUGGUUGAAUGGAAGCAAGUCCUCUCAGCAAUGUUCCAACACCUAGCCUUCCCAGAAGAGUGGAGGCUGUUAUAGCAGCAAAGGGGGGACCAACUCCAUAUUAAUGCCCAUGAUUUUGGAAUGAGACGAUCGACAAGCAGGUGUCCACAUACUUUUGGUCAUGUAGUGUAGUUUUGUGGUUUCUGGCAAAUAUAACAAACUGAUUCCUCGUUAAAAACCCGUUGCUUAUUUUGAGAGAUAUUAACAGUAUGGCAUGACUGAAUGGUAAUGUUGUAUUAAAUGAGUGUAUAUUUGUAAAAAUUUUAAACAAUAAAAAAAUACAAUAUGGGAAGACGAUAAUGAAGAUAUGUCUAAUUCAGAUGUAAAUUGAAGUUCUAUGAAUACAUGCUGCUAAGGUUGUAAAUUGCACUUCAGUAAUACCUUAAAAGUGAAUGUUUGUACAUGUGAAUAAAAUCUGAAAAUCUGGUCAUUUUA